AUGGAGAAUCCGAGCCUUCCACUCUGUGUUUUUGCAGACAGAGAAGAACCUGUUGGUGACCGUGUUAAUUGCUAUUUCAAGUUGAACAUCGUUAGGGUUGUUCUCCGUGCUCUCCAACCGGAAGAGCUUGACCUUAGAGAGUUCGGAGUAGUGACUGGUCUUAGGUGUAGCCCCAUUCCUCAAAUUGAUCAGGAUACUCUAAUAAUUGGUGAUGGUACUGAUCCGGAAUCCGGAGAUGAAGAAAGUCGUCCCGUUAUUGCCUUAAAACUCGAAAAACUAUGGGAACUUGAUGAGGAAGACACGAUGUUGGUUUUGUUACCAUUUAGGCGAGAUGGCGAGACAGAUGAUUAUAGCUGGGCUGAUGAAGGUGAUGAUACUUCAGUCGCACACAUGGAGAAGCUAAUUAAUGAUGGUGUUAUUUUCUCAUGUGACAUGUUUGAAGGUGGACAAAGAGGAUAUGGAGCACCUGCUGCUCCAAAUAGCAAGAAUCCUGGUAAAGCAAAGAGGAAAGGGGAAUCUAAAUCAUGUUUGGAUGAAAGUGAAUUGGUUGGAUCUUCUAGAACCAAGAAGGCCCGGCUACACUGUUCGCGUGAUCGACCUAUUUCUUCUGAUGCCAAAUCUAAGAUACUAGAGGUUGUUUCAUGUCAGAUUAAGGUUGUAAUGUCUGAGUGUAAGACCAUGAUUGCAAACAGUGUUCAUUCUGGUUUUCAGCAUGUUGAGUCCCGCCUUGAUAUGAAAUUGGAGAAAGUCGUCCCUUCAUUGGUCAGGGAUUGUUUGAAAUCUAAGGACGCUGAUGAAGUAGUUAAAGAAGUUUUGAAAAUUUUUCGUUCCUGUGAUGGUGUUUUUGAUGAACCUGGAGAAAAUGUUCCUGAGGGAUCAGCAGUUGGUGAUAAGAAAUCUCCGAAGAAGCCGAUGGAGGUAGAUGGUGAUAUUACUUCGGAUGAUGAUUUAUGUACUGGUAACUCUGGGGAUGAUGAUUUAUGUACUGGUAACCCUGUUGUGCCUGAGUCAGCUCCGGUUCAGAAAAUGGAUUUUUAUUGCUGUAACGCUGUACAUAUAUUGAUGGAGCUUGACUUUGGUGCUAGUCGUUAUUUGAAGGAUGGUGAUCUUUUAACCAUUCCGAUAUCUAUUGAUCCAUGUGUGAUGGACUCAUGUGUGAUGGUUAUGAGGGAUGUAAUUCUUAGUGGUCCAAACUUAACUUCUAAUGUUAGAGCAAACAUCUUACACUGUGGCUUUGUUGUGUCUCUUGCGAAGCAGUUAUCUAAAUUUAAGAAGAUUUCUCGUAAAGAUUCUUUUGAGUUUGACCCAGAUUUUGUUGAUGUUGUACGCAUAAGGAUGAAGGAGACUGAGAAGCAAUGGAUUAAGGACAUUGACUCAAUCUAUUUUCCAUUUAACAUUGACCGCACCCGUUGGGUUGGUGUUUCCAUUGAAUUUUUCUCCCACCUCAUGACUGUCUUUGAUCCAUCUGCUUCUGAGAUGCGUAGCUCCCAGUUGAAAUCAAAGCUUGACUUUAUUUGCGAGAUGUUCCCGUUUCUUGUACGCAAGAGUUCUGUCAAUAAUGGCAUGAAGAACUUCUCUACUAAAGUUAUUUCUUUCAAAAAGGAUACGUCAGUUGUGCAGGCUUCAUCUCGAGCUGAUACAUGUAUAUUGUCUCUUUUAUUUAUUGAGGCUCAUGUUAUAGGUGGAAUUGACGAGGUUUAUGAAGUCAAAAAAGUGAUCCUCCGGGAGCGGGCGGAGCAGCUUAUUGUUGACAUGUAUGUGCAUUGCUGUGGUGAUAUUGAUCUUAGCGACGUUUAG
Molecule: messenger RNA, 1797 nt
Organism: Arabis nemorensis
Lineage: Eukaryota; Viridiplantae; Streptophyta; Magnoliopsida; Brassicales; Brassicaceae
Source: the annotation of a GenBank genome assembly